AUGUCUGCGACAGGCGAAAACGUAGUCGACGGCCAGAAGACCUUCCCUUACGNNGGUGAGCAACAGUGGAUGUAUCCUUGUGGUGGCAUGCCGAUGAGCACGAACAGAAGCUUAUGGCCUGUUUCCGGUGGAGCGCUUGCUCUUCAGCCAGGGUGGUUCACAGCGCAGNGCCACAAGACCGCGAUGUUCUAUAUCAACAUUGGCAUCAACGGACCUGGAGAAGUUGCACCGCCGAACAUGUCUCAUCCUGUCGCUGGACCUUUUCAAAUUACCGGCCCAUCGAACCAAGAGUACCCAGGCUCUUUCUGCCUCCCUCAAGUACCUCUAGUGCCGGAUGUCACAUUCAACAUCGGCGACAACAUUACGAUACAGGUAAUCGAGACCGCUCAGCAUGGCGCAGCCAUCUACAACGUAAGUGGUGUCAUCUUUGCGUCUCAGAACGAGGCUGACAACCCUACCAUAGNNUGCGCAGAUGUGACGCUCGCAGAUCCAGCCGACGUACCAGAAGUAAACGCAUCCAACUGCUUCAACUCUUCGGACUUGAGUUUCCAAUUGAUCUAUGCGACCGGGAAUCUCAGCAGCGGCGCCUUACCGACGGCGAUUGCAUCCUCUUCAAUAUCGCUUACGCUGCCAGUACUCGUGGCCUUCCNNCUUACGUUCGUUUUGUGGUGA
Messenger RNA from Aureobasidium musti, 672 nucleotides. The record is from the annotation of a GenBank genome assembly. NCBI's taxonomy places the organism in Eukaryota, Fungi, Ascomycota, Dothideomycetes, Dothideales, Saccotheciaceae.